UAAAUGAUGGUCACAUGAAGUCCGAUUAUCAGUGAACUAAGUAUUGUUUUGAUGUUGUUGUUUUUUUCGCAUAGGUUUCAACUUCCACCAAGGUCGUCUCUCAAUUUCUCUUUGAUUCUCUCUCCUUGUUGCCAUGUGUGUUACUGCGACUGCAUCAGACUGUUCAUUUUCUGCCGGCUCACGCAAACAUGUGCUCAAUCGACCGCACCAAUCAUUAGUCAGUUCUUCUCCAUCAUCUCUCGAAGAAGAUAGGUCUAUGAAACAAACAGAAACUAUGUUGGAAUUCACUAGCCAGUACACUGUUGAGGAGACUGCUAACAUUGAAAAGGAGUUCGGGCGAUUGAAAGAAAAAUGCUACCUGGACCACGCUGGAACGACUCUGUAUGCGGACUCGCAAAUCCGAUCGGUUUGCGAAAAUCUGACCCAGAAUCUGUACUGCAACCCGCACACAAGCCGAACGACGGAAGACCUGCUGGAUCAGGUUCGCUAUCGGGUGUUGCGUCAUUUCAACACCCGAUCGUCGGAGUACAGUUUGGUGUUCACCUCAGGAACCACCGCUAGUUUGAAACUGGUGGCUGAGAGCUUCGUUUUCGGAGCUGAGGGAGCGUUUGUCUAUCUGAAGGACAGUCACACCUCGGUACUGGGGAUGCGAGAGAUUGUCGGAACAGAGAGCAUCUUCUCAAUCGAUAGGGAACAACUGCUGGAACAGUUGGAUUCAAAUGAACGGCUGGAGAAAGAGCAGCACUCUUCACUCUUAGUCUUUCCGGCGCAAUGUAACUUCAAUGGCGUGAAGUAUCCGUUAGAGCUGGUAGAGAAGAUUCAACGGAACGGAAUAUCUGGAUAUGACAAGGAACGCUUCCGAGUAUGCCUAGAUGCCGCUAGUUUCGUGUCGACUAGCUUUCUAGAUCUGUCCAAACAUCAGCCUGAUUUCGUAUGCCUUUCGUUCUACAAGAUGUUCGGAUAUCCCACGGGACUUGGAGCUUUGCUAGUACACCGAACAGCUGUGGAUCAACUGCGUAAAAACUACUACGGUGGUGGUACAGUGAAGAUCGCCAUGGCUAGCAGAAACUUCCACGUUAAACGUGAUCCACUCGUCGAACGGUUUGAAGAUGGAACACUCGCUUUUACAUCAAUUAUUGCCCUAUUGCAGGGAUUUGACACACUUGAGCGUUUGGUUCCCCCCAAUGCGGGGCUUCGAUCGAUUGAGCGUAUAUCCAGCCAAGCAUUCUACUUCGGAAGAUACUGCUACCAGCGAUUGCAGACUCUUCGGCAUUCCAAUGGCAACAUAGUCGUUAAGCUUUACCACGACACAGACUUCAAUGACUGCCGACUUCAAGGUGGGAUCGUGAACUUCAACGUCCUGCACGAAGAUGGAACCUACGUAGGAUUCGCCGAGGUUUCCUACAUGGCGAGUCUUCAUAACAUAGUGCUGCGGACCGGCUGUUUCUGCAAUCCGGGCGCUUGUCAAAGAAACCUUCAACUAUCGGACGAGGACGUCCUGAAGCAGUUCGACGCCGGACAUGUCUGCGGUGAUGCAAACGAUCUAAUCGACGGUCAGCCCACCGGAUCCGUCCGAGUCUCAUUCGGGUACAUGACUCGCAAGGAGGACAUCGAUCGCCUAGUUGAAAUGAUCGAAAAGUGCUACAUCAGGAAGUCGCUGGCAAACGGCCUCACACGAUCGCAGAUCGUUUCCAAGUACAAAACCCACGAUCAACCUCGCCUCAAAAUGAUCUGCCUGUUCCCGAUCAAGUCCUGUGGAGCUUUCAAAGUAAUCACACGGUGGCCACUCUGCCGCCGAGGACUCAAACACGACCGAGAAUUCGUCAUCGUAGAUGAUAACGGAGUUGCCUUAACGCAGAAGAAGCUCACGGAGAUGUGCCUUAUUCGACCCCAAAUCAACCUCAAAACCAACGAAAUGACGCUAAGUCAUCCCAACAUGGACGAUUUCGUUCUAGACUUGGAUCUGAUAGGCGACGCCCAACGGAUCAAGCUCUGUCAAACCAAAGUCUGCCAGGACAACAUCCAGGCGAUCGAUUGCGGCGAUCAAGUCGCCGAAUGGAUCAGCGUAGCGCUGCAAACUUCGGGUCUACGACUGCUGAAGCAGUCGGACGAAGAAGUUCGAACGUUUCAACAAUCUCAACAGGAAAUAGCUCUCGCCAACCAGGCCCAGUUCUUGCUCAUUAAUCAGACCUCGGUGCGCUGGUUGGCCGACAAGGUACCGGAUUGGGAUGAGCUGCAGGAGGAGCCAACUCUAGAAUCGCUGGUCGAUCGUUUCCGAGGGAACUUGAUCGUCGAAACGCCGAAGUCCAUGGAGGAGUGCGAUUGGAAGCGGGUGACCGUGGGCUACCAUGAGUUUGCGGUCGAUGGACCAUGCUCUCGAUGUCAAAUGAUUUGUAUCGAUCAAUCUAGUGGGCUGAAGACUACCGAGCCGUUGAGGACGAUCGGGCGAGAGUUCAAGGGAAAGAUGCGAUUCGGGAUCUACCUGUCACACGUGAACGCACUCAGGGAUGGUUCGGAUGAACAAUGGCUGUACUGUAACAGUGUGGUCGAAGGACUAGUCGAAUAACACACGUUUUAUUUCGGGA
Aedes albopictus (Asian tiger mosquito) is the source of this 2585-nucleotide messenger RNA. RefSeq names its product molybdenum cofactor sulfurase 3. The record is from RefSeq and is a predicted model, not a curated record. Bases 134 to 2566 code for a protein of 810 amino acids. Gene Ontology annotation, molecular function: molybdenum cofactor sulfurtransferase activity; molybdenum ion binding; pyridoxal phosphate binding. Gene Ontology annotation, biological process: Mo-molybdopterin cofactor biosynthetic process. Lineage: Eukaryota; Metazoa; Arthropoda; Insecta; Diptera; Culicidae. The transcript has 4 exons.